CUGUUUAGAUUAUACUGCCAAGGAAACGACUGGGCUCCAUUUUCAAGGCUUAAAGCACUAAUUCCUUUUCUGGGAAAUUAAACAUUAAUCUGUUAAUGGUACUAGUGAAAGGCUAGUUUAAUUUUAAUCUCCUGCUGUUGUCCAGCAUUUUGAUCUUCCUUGAGAGGAGAAAACAAUGAGCUGGGGAUUUCUACGAGAUCUCUUAAGUGGAGUGAAUAAAUAUUCAACAGUAAUGGGCCGGAUCUGGUUGGCUAUUGUGUUCAUAUUUCGCCUGCUUGUUUAUAUGGUGGCAGCAGAACACGUCUGGAAAGAUGAACAGAAGGAGUUUGAGUGCAACGUCCAGCAACCUGGAUGUGAAAAUGUCUGCUUUGACCACUUCUUUCCUGUCUCUCACAUCAGGCUUUGGGCUUUGCAACUGAUCAUGGUUUCCACCCCGUCACUUCUGGUUGCUUUCCAUGUUGCCUAUCGUGAGAGCAGAGAGAAAAAGCACAACCAGAAACUUUACAAGAACCCAGGAAGCAUGGAUGGUGGACUGCUGUGCACUUACCUCAUCAGUCUAAUUUUCAAAACAGGAUUUGAAAUUGGUUUUCUAGUUUUGUUUUACAAGUUGUAUGAUGGGUUUAAUGUACCGCGCCUUAUGAAGUGUGAUGUUAGACCAUGCCCCAAUACUGUAGAUUGCUACAUCUCCAAGCCUACAGAGAAGAAAAUCUUCCUCUUUUUUUGUGGUGUAACUUCAUGCUUAUGCAUUGCAUUAAACAUAAGUGAAUUGGGCUAUCUGACUUUCAAACACUCUUUGAAGUGUCUAAAGAGGUAUGUCAAGAGAGGUCAUAUCUUGAAACGUGAGUGUCAUGAGCUGAAAUGCACUGCUUACAAUGGAACAUCAGCUAGAGUUCUGACCCAUACCAAUGCUUCACCCAUGCUUUUCAGUCUCUUUGAUAAAUCUGAAAGCUGUCCACCGAUUUGUCAAGAUAAAAAAUGUUGUGUGAUGUUAAAAUGAACUGUUUUAAUUUCUUUUAUAAGUAGAUAAAAAAAAAACUUUGAAGUUUCUUCAUUUUCAAGUAGAAAAAAAGAGCAUUGUUAAGAAGUCAGUUGUAUUUUUCGUUUUGUAUUUCCUUUGGUUGAACUGCUACAUUCACUUGCAUUAGAGAUUUUACACAUGGAAUUAUACAGGUUUGUCCAGAAUGAAUCAAGACAUAAAAGGAUGACAUUUUCACUGAGCUGUAAUAUAAAUAUUGAUGCAUGUGAUAAAAUCACAUGGAACAGAAAAUUGCUCAAAUAGUUGUGUUCUGAAUAUUUUAUGUGACUGUUUGAUACAAGCCUAAAGAGGCUUUUUGUGUCUAAAGCUGAGACUUUAGAGCUUGCUAGCACACUGUGGAAAUGGAAAAUUGAGCAUAUCCAGUUAUAUUAUCCUACCAGUUAAAAGCCACACUGGGGUGGAUGUCUGAAAAACACUAGAUUCAUAGGUGUCCCAUCUGAAGCAAGUUUGAUGGUUUUAGCCUUCUCUUAUGAACUAUGAUAUUUAAAAACUUAACAAUAUAAAUGUUGAGCAUACAUAGAAGCUCAAAACUUUUCAAAAAGUAUUUUAGAAUUUCUAGAAAAAAUAAAGUUAGAGGAUGGUCACCAAUUAAAUUGUCAAGGUCCUAUUCAAAAUGUGUAAAUGUACUAUUACAAAGAGUAUUAGUUAGUUAAUGCUAUCUUAGGGCAAGGUUGGCCAACCUGUGGCAGGAGUGCCACUAGUAGCACGGUCAGCCUCUGCGUGUUGGCAUGUAGCGGAUAAGGGAAAGGACAGGCAGCACACCACCAGGAAGGACAAAGCAGAGCAGAUCAGGGAAGGGGGUAAUUGCAUGAAGGAGAAAGCAAAGCAAGAGAUAUGGGGACUGGAGUAGCACUCAGAGAGGGUAUGGGGCUAAUUUGUGGGAUGCCUGCCAGAAAGGUUGGCUCCUACAGGACUAGGAGACAGAUAAAAAUUAAACACUUAUUCCACAGAGGCUGACUUUUUUUGCUAGGUAGUUGGAAGGCGGACCGUUUAGGAUAGAAGAUGGUAAUGACAAUGGCAAUGGGAAGGAGUAUGGAAAAGCAUUUAUUUUUAAUGGAGGAAGUAAACAUUGGUUGAGAGGGUUGGGAAGUGAGGUUGGGCUGUGUGGGAGGAACACACUCCUGGGUGAGGGGUAGGGGUUCAGGAUUGGGUGGGGUGUGGUAGCAUUUUUCUCUGCUUCUCUGGCAAAGGGUUAAAUUUCAGAGCACUGUUUGGAAGAUCUGUUGGUUAUUACAUGCUAUCCUAAUAUUUUAUGUUUUUAUAAUUUAUUUUUUAUUUCAAGUUUCCUUGAGCCUUUUCUGGGGAGGGCAGCAUAUACAUCUAAUAAACAAACAAACAAAUUCA
This is a messenger RNA of Alligator mississippiensis (American alligator), 2380 nucleotides long. It is a transcript of the gene GJB7, whose product is annotated as gap junction protein beta 7. Lineage: Eukaryota; Metazoa; Chordata; Crocodylia; Alligatoridae. The record is from RefSeq and is a predicted model, not a curated record. Bases 176 to 997 code for a protein of 273 amino acids. Gene Ontology annotation, cellular component: connexin complex. The transcript is spliced from 2 exons. Gene Ontology annotation, biological process: cell communication.